AUGAUGAUCCGCGCUGGGGACCAUCCCUUGACGCUCAGGCUACGCCACCCGUCUCUCACGGUAGAGGAUCUCGACUUCGCUCUGAAGCACCUCGACAAGGCACGCGUAUUCGACAUUGACGAGAGUGCAUGCAAGCAAGAACACGACCCAUGGAUCCUAGAACCCGCCGAGUUCUCGCAAAGAACCUUCCCUGCUCUCGAGGAAAUGUCGUUAUAUUUGAAAGGGGCACACGCAGAGCAACACACCCUUCUCACGCCCGACAUUUGGGAGUUACCAGCAGCGACCACUCCGCUACUAAAACGGCUUUCCUUGAAAGCCCCACUCAUUUUCUUGGCUUAUUGCGACCGCGAGCUUGAAUUGUCGUAUGCUGUACCGACUUUCCCACUACAACCGAAUGCCGGCGUUCAACCUGUGAAGCUUCCAGUCUUGGAGCAUCUUCGGGUCGGAACCAACGCCAACGUCGGCAUCGGGUUUUGGAACCACAUCACCGUACCCUCGUCCUGCACGGUUGUCCUCGAUCUCUACGAAAUUGAUCAGGAUUAUCCCGACUUUCUCUCUCAUCUCCAGGCAAUACCAUCGCGGCUAGGAGGAACAGCAUUUGACGCACUCAUUGUUGGCCUGAGCGUCUGGGAUACCAAAGCAGAUGCGGAUGAUGAAGGGGCAACCACCUACGGUGAUGCGACUGUCUGUUGGCUCGUGUCCGAUACUGGAUAUGAGAACAAUGCCUGGACCGGGCCAUUCAGGCGUGACUACAGGGAGCGCAUGUCGGUGUAUAUGUACGACAUCGAGAUAACCGAACCGCACUUUGUGAGGCUUAUGGCACAAUCCCUCACGGUCGUCGAUGCUGGUCGAAUCGAGGUUCUGGAAAUUGGCUCCCACUUAGCAUACGAUGCGCAGCGGUGGUCGCGAGUCAUAUCUCCCUUCAACAACCUUCACACCCUCUACUUGGAGGAUAUGCCCAGAACCCCCCUGCUGCUGUCUCUUGAUUCAGCCACGUCCAUCGAGCGUCAAGAUUUUGCAUCAAUCGUACUCCCUGCCCUUCGCUUCCUUUGGCUUCAGGAGCUUGACCUGACCGAGGAGAGCGAUGGGGAAAUACCUGAAGGACCUAAUCGAGUACAGUUCACUCGCAUGCUCCUGUCUCGUAAACAGCAGGGAUUUCCUGUACAUCAUUUGCGCAUCGGGGAGCUCUACAUGGAUACAAAGCUGGCGGAAAAGUCAUUUUUGCCCCGCAUACGCGCCAUCGUACCCCUCGUCGAGUGCGACACGAUAAUACCGGACAAGCACUCAGGAAAUGGCUCAUGA
Messenger RNA from Peniophora sp. CBMAI 1063, 1302 nucleotides. The record is from the annotation of a GenBank genome assembly. Lineage: Eukaryota; Fungi; Basidiomycota; Agaricomycetes; Russulales; Peniophoraceae.